Molecule: messenger RNA, 7522 nt
Organism: Poeciliopsis prolifica (blackstripe livebearer)
Lineage: Eukaryota; Metazoa; Chordata; Actinopteri; Cyprinodontiformes; Poeciliidae
Gene: spg11
Product: SPG11 vesicle trafficking associated, spatacsin
Exons: 40
Coding region: 137-7321 (2394 amino acids)
Biological process (GO): synaptic vesicle transport; axo-dendritic transport; chemical synaptic transmission
Cellular component (GO): axon; dendrite; cytoplasm
Source: RefSeq, a predicted model, not a curated record
GUCAGCUGACAGUGGAAGUAAGGUGACUCGUUGUUGACAAGUGAAGGAAAUGGUUGAAUCUUUCCCAUUUUGUUAUUCAGAUAUAUUUAUCAAGACAAUUUAAAGCGGUCAAUCGCUAUUCUGAAACCGAGAGGAGAUGUUUGAUGGGCAGAACUCCAUAGAGGUGCUGGUUAUUCCUGAGGACCAGCACUGUGGUCAGCUUGCAGACAUCCAGAAAGCCGAGCUGUGCCCUGCGGGCUCCCUCCUCUGUUGUCUUGGCGUCUCGGGCCAGCUGUUGGUGUGGGUCCCUGGGGACAGAGAGGCCCCUCCGGCUGCAUCGGACGGCUGCUUUGCAGAUUUCUGCUGGGAGGAGGCGAAUACAAGCAUUGUGGGAGUCAGCAGCUUUAAUUUGUUGGCUGUUGGAUCACAGGGUGACUUAACGCUAUUCCAGGCUGAGGCAGAACCAUCCACCCCAGUUUCUUUACUGACUGUGCAAAAGUGUAAUGUAGAUAAUCUGCUGGAAAUUGUCAAAGAGAGCGACAAAAGUGUGUGUGAGCUGGUGUCUGUGCAGGUGUUGUCCUAUCUGGCCAACCAGUGCUGUGUAUUGGUGAACAACGAUUGGAUUCUGCAGUUGCAGUGGGAACAUGCAUCACAAGAACCAAAGACGAUCUCCUGCUGCAGAAUCCAGCUAACGACUAAUGACAAACAUACUGCUGUUCACCACUGUGUCUGUGCAGAAACCCUAUUUGUCCUCUGCUCCAGUGGUCUUAUAUAUGUGCAUGCCAUUACUGAUGGCUCUAUGCUGGCCAGCAUCGACAUUCCUUCCUACCUGAGCUCUGGUUGGCCGGAUGGCAGCCUGACUUCCUCUUCACUCUCCUCCUCCUCCUUCUGCCUUUUCCAGGUGUCAGCAGAUCUCUGCACAGCUGUAGCUGUAACUCAGUCUCAUGCAGCAGUCGCCAUUAACCUUAACCACUACUUCAGAGAACAUCCAGAACACCUCCACUGUGUUGGCACCCUGUCCUCCUCCUCACUUCAGCACAAGGAUCCAGGAGACCAGGACUCCUUGUCCAGCUCCAGCUCCAGUCUCGCCGCUCUUGGUUCACCAUUCCGUUAUAACCGUGCCUGGGACACUUGUCUAGCAUCCAUGUAUGCCAGAGCACAGCAGGCUGCUUAUCCCUCAUCCCCCUGGAAGCCAGCAGGGGUUCCAUGGUUCCACUCCCUCCCCCUCCUGCAGUCCCACCCAGCUGCCAUAUCCUCCCACAGCAGAGUGCCUCCCAGUGGGGCGACCGUGGCCUUCUCUGUCCUUGACUCAUCCAUUCCAUCUCUUCUUGCUGUUUCUGAGUUCUCUGCUCUUUUGACCUUUGUUGCUCCUGGCAACACACACACAACAGUGGCAUUAUGGGAUAUAGAGUCUGGGAGAAUGAGCUACCACCAGGCAGAAGGAACAGCUGUGCCAGUGCAGCACAGUGGAGAGAGACAGCACAGACUGCUGCUGAAGAGGUCAGGUGUGUUCCAGGUCUUGUUUUCCAUAUCCCAGCAGGAUUUAUUAAGCAGGUUGAUGUUGUUUGGCAGUGCAGCAACAGUGGACACAGUCUGUCACCUUAACAGCUGGGGGCACUGCUCCAUUCCCUUCCAUGCACUGCAGGCUGGACUGAAAAACCGACAGCUUGACACAGUGGAUUUAUACCUGAAAAGUAAAGAAAAUAUUCUGAACCCAUCAACAACAGCUGGUUUUUCUGAGCAGUUAGACUCCAAACCGAGUCUCAAGGACAGUGUCCAGGAGUUGUUGCCUGCCUUGGAUUUAUUGUGUUCAGCGGUCAAAGAGCUAAACAGUGAACCUCAGAGCCGACAGUUCUCUGAGCAGCUGCUCAACCUCACCAUGACCUUCAUCAACACACAGAUCCGCUCUGUGCUCCUCUGGACGCACUAUGAGCAGUCAGAUAUGCAGAGCAAUGUUGAAGUUCUGGGCAAGUAUGUCACAGAGUUGAGGGGUUAUAUGAAGAGAUUCCCCUGGGCUUCAGGCGACUCCACAUCUGACACUAGCGCGCCCCUACAGGGAGCAGAGGGUGAUGACUGGGAGCAACUUUCAACUGAGGAAGUUAUCCAUCAGUCGAUCCUGACCAAUCAGAUCCCCCGAGCUCAGGCUGUAAUGUGGAGACAGAACCGGCCUGAAAAGCAGCUGUCAGCUCUGAGGAUGGUGGGCCUGCGCCAAGUUUUGUCCUGCUUGCAGUGCAAGGAUCUAAAGUCUGCCAAACAAUUCCUGACCAAUAUGGGUCUCAGUGUGAAGAAAGAGCUUCACAGCAUCUGCCUUUAUACUAACAACAAAGAUCUUCGGGAAUUGUUGGUAGAGGAUCUGUCAAAGCAGAGUUCUCUGACUGAAGAAGAGCUGGAGGGCGUCUCGUUCCUCUGUGAGAUAGAGAAGCUUGGCCUGCUGCCUGCAAUCUUCUGCCCAGCUAAUCCUCUUUCACAACGGUUACCUCAGAUGGCUCAUAAGGAGCCAGAUUGUGAAGAGGUGCUGAAGGAGUUGGUGGAACAGAGUUCUGAGGAGGAGGGAGAACUCUGGAGGAACCUCCGACUGGACUGGGUGAAGACCUGGGAUCAGAGCUGCCAGACGGCUGUUCGCCUAUCCAGGCUGCAGCACAUAGAGCUGAGCUGCUGUGACCCUGCAGUGUUGUGGCAUUACCUGACUGCUUUUCACCACCAUCAGAAGGUGUUUGACUGGAUUCACAAUCAAAGGACCUUCGGCUCCCCCUGUUGGCCUGACAUAACUCCUGAGAUGGUCAACAAUAACACGGCGUGCAGCAUCUUCUUCAAGGAGAACAUCUUGGACCUUCUAGCUAGGAAAGGUGUGUUCAUCCCAGAUGAGAUGUUGGACUUGGAGCAGCUGCUCUGGCGACUAGCUCAGGGUGCCGGGUUGAUGACGUCAUCCCUCCCCGUGUCUCAGUAUUGCUCCCCGGUCGGCCUUAACCUACAUAGUGUCUUCAUUGCAUUGUGCCUGGAUCAUAAUCUUCAGUACCUGCUUUAUACCUACCUGGAGCACUACAGACUGACGCCCAGAAACUGCCCCCUCCUUACCGAUCAGAACCUGCUGGGGAGUCAGCCCUGGUUUGAGAUGAUGGUUAAGAUCCAGGAGAUAACCAGAGACCUGUCAGAACCAGAACUCGUGUUCCAGGCGAGUCUGACCAGCGCUCAGGUGCUGCUACCUGGUAGCCAGGCCUCUCUGAGCAGCUUACUAUUCGAGGGACACAGUCUGCUGGCGCUGGCUUCUAUCAUGUUUGCUCAUGGUGGAAUAGAUAAGGUGGUGGCUCAGGGACAGAGUUCAACAAGUUUGGAGGGGACUGUUGACCCCCAGCUCCUGAAGAUGGCACUGGCCCCUCAUUACAAGCUGAGAGCCGCCCUCUUCCCAUCUGGGAAUGGCUCCUCCUCUGACAUCUCUAUUUAUCACCUUCUCCAGUCGCUUCACCCUCUUGACUCAUCCAGGCUAUUUAGUUGGCAGACUGCAAACCCUCUGAAAUGCACUGAAACAUCCGAACUGCCUCAUUUUUCUAGCCCUCAUCUGGUUGGCAAGUUCGCUAUAGUAGAACACCUGGACUUUCUUUACUACAUCCAACAUGGUCGACCAUCUUUUGCAUAUGGACACUUUCUUAUCCAGCAGCUGGGGGUCUGCAGUGAUGUGAAGUUGCUGCUCCAGACGGUCUGGCUGCAGGUGUACAGACUGGCUCUGAAGUGUUUCAAUAAGCCGUCUGUGACAUCGUCUGCUGUAUGUUUCUGUGAGCUGCUGGGAAUCUGCAACCUAAAGCUGAGAGUCGACAUCAGAGCCAUGAACACCAUCCUUCAGCACUGGAACCAACUGGACAGGCACACACCAACGCAGAAUCUGCGAACAUUAAUUUCUAAAGCAGUAGAGCUGGUGAAUGGAGAGCCAGGAGCUGCAGCAGAGCUGCUUUGUUACCUGGAGGCUGCAGUGGCAGACAGUCUGGAACAGAGGGGGAUCAGCAGGUCUUCGUUCGAGGCGGCUCAGGAGUGGGCCUUACCUGUUCAGUUCUGUCAGCUCCACAGUCUGGAGCUCAGUCUGAUUUAUCCCAGCCACUGUGCCGAGGACAGACAAUUUGUACACUUUUUAUUGUUUGUCCAACUCCACAGUUUCCCACCACAGCAGGUGAGGUCCCUGGUGGGUCUCUUUGACCCUGUCUUGCAGGCUCACCUCAGCCUUGCAUUUCAAGACUUACAGGUUCACAGUCAGAGAAGGAGCCGAGACCCUGAGGAACAGUUGGGCUUUCUGGGGACAGACGUGGCCUCUGGGGGUUCUGAAUUCAGCGGGGAGCUGUUCCAGGUGCUGCUGCAGAGCCAGGAGAAGCAAGUGUCAUGGCGGUUUCUCCUACAUGAGGCAGUAGUUCGAGACUGCCCGAUGCUGGCAGGACUUGCUGCCUGUCUUCAGGGAACAGAUCUGCUGUCCUGUCUGUGUGUGUGGAUGCUGACCUCCGUCGCUGACACAACAACAGAAGAGGCCACUUCACACCUCGCCGAAGCCCCCCAGGACCAUGACUGGACCCUCCACGACCUGUCAAUCAUCUGGAAGACGCUGCUGUGGCAGGGUCACAUCCGGGUCCUCCUGCGAGGAUUUGAGCUUUUUCAGCAGGACUGCCCCCUGGUGUUGGUUCUGAGAAUGUUCGAGUUGUGUUGCGAUUACAGAAAAUUCGCUGAGGCCAAGACAAAGUUGUUGGACUUUCAGAGGACACUUAUUACUCUCAGAAACGGAGGUCCUGCCGCUGCAGGCAGCCUUCCGCUGCAGUGGGUGGAGAACCAGGCCUCAGUGCUGCUCCACAUCAUGCUGCUGCGCUGCUCCUCCCAGUACGACCUUCACCAGCUGCUGCAGCUCCUGGCUGAUGUUGACAAACUUCUCAAAUCCAACGGUCCAGACUUCAGGAAGUUGAGCCAGCUGAGUCAGUUACUGCAAGGAUCAGGUGUGACUCUGUCCCAGAGCCUGCUGCAGUGCACUUCCCCCUCCGUCCAGCAGGAGGAGUUUCAGCUGAUAGUGGAUGCUUUGCAAACUGGAGGACACUACAGCCAGGCCAGACAGGUGGCAGUGCUGGCUGGUCUGCCCAUCCACCGCCUCCUCAUGAGCCAGCUGCGUCAGGAAGUAAACUUCCACAAGAGCAAGUGGCGGUGGAGACGUUUGGAGACCCGAGUGGCCUUCUGGAAGAAGUGCCACAGGCGACUGGAAGCUGACAGCACUGACCCAGAGUCAGCCGCGCAGUUCUUUUUGUCUCAGUCUGAGGCUGCCGCCGGCCCUGAUGGUGACCAGGCUCAGACAAAUGUUCUGGACAUCCAGGAGUGCUGCUUGCUGCUCCAGCUCACAGCUCACUGGCUUUUCUUGCAAACUCCUGUUCCUGUGGAUGAGCUACAGAGGCUGGAGAAAAAGCUGUGGUUCUGCCAGGUCCAGAAGCACAUUCUCACAACUACAGUAGAGGAGAAGAGCAUGUUUAACCUGCUGCCACCAGCAAUCACGUCUGAAACCAACGAAUAUGAGAUGUUCAUGAAGGAGUUUUCGUUCUCUAACAUUGCAGACCUGAAUGUGGAGAAGUACCUGAGUCUGGAGGGAUUCCCAGAAAAGCCUGAGGAGUUGGAUACAGAAUCAAAUUUAAGUUCUGAAGAGAGAAGAGUUUUGGCAAUACUUAUUAACCAGUUACUAGAUAAAGGUAGUAUACAUGAAGCCAGUCGUGUUUGCCGCUAUUUCAGCAUGCACAAUCCAGAUGUAUGGUUGGUUCUGUGCUGCCAUGCUCUGGCAUGUGGAGUCUUGGUACCGGAACCACAACAGCAGACCUCAGAACACGCAGAGACAAAGGCUCUAACCCAGUCCCCCUCUCUCAGCAGUCUGUCUUCAUUUGUAAUGGUGCCCCUCCAUGAAGAUGCAGUCACUGUCCAGAUCCAGAAACGGGUGGAUCAGUGUCGCCAUGGAAGCAUCUACUGCAAACAAGUCCUCAGUCUCUACCAGCUCUCCAAGGAACUGCAGUGUCCCUUCAGUCAUAUCAGCAGAGAGGAGCCUCAUUCUGUGUUAGAGAAGCUGCUGCUGUUGGUGCAACCAGAUCGGUUCAGGAUGGCCAAGACCUUCAUCAAAACUCAGGGUCUUAGUGUUGACAGUGUGGCUGAACUGGUCUCCAACGCUGUGGUUCAAGGCCUGCUGGCAGCAACCCAGGAGCUGCAGCCUGGAGAAAGACUGAUUUUCAGACCAUCAGAGGGGCAGGAGUCACUGGUGCAACUGAUCAGACUGUGUGAAGAUCCAAACAAAGUGGGCCUCAAACUGCUGGAAAACCUCAACACUGUUCCACUGAGGGACCUGAACUCCAUUGUGGAGCUGCUGAUUGUGGCUCACAGCUGCUUCAGUCUCACUUGUAACAUGGAAGGAAUUGUUCGAGUUCUCCAAGCUGCUCGUCAUCUCAGCCACACCUACCUGGCUCCAGGAGAGCAUUACAGCCUGCUGGUGCGUCUGCUGACGGGUAUCGGCAGGUACAAUGAGAUGACGUACAUCUUCGAUUUGCUCCAUCAGAACCACUGUUUUGAGAUGCUACUGAGAAAGAAGUUGGACAGAGACAUAGGACAGAGCUCGAGUUUGAAGACUUCUCUGCUGGAUUACAUCAAACGCUGCCUCCCUGCUGACAGUGAGAAGCACAACAUGGUGGCGCUGUGUUUCAGCAUGAGAAGGGAAAUUGGAGAAAACCAUGAAAUAGCUGCCAGGACACAGUUGAAGAUGAUUGAAUCUCAGGACUGGAUUGUGACUCCUGAUCUUAAGAACUCAUUGGUCAAGGUAUUGGGUCUGCUAAAGGAUGCUGCAGAAAGUUUCUCCAAGGACUCCUGUGUGCAUCAGGCUGGUCGUUGUGUCCGUGCAGCUAAACUGAUUACUCUUCAGCUCCACUUGUUGAACCAGGGAUCCACCCUGCGCAUCGUCAACCUAAAGCCUGCAGAGAUGCACAGUGCCAUCAUGGCUCUUCCACAGUGUUACCAGGUGUUUGUUGUCGCAGAAGCGUACAGCUACAGUCCAGACUGGGCUGAGAUCUUGUGUCAGAAAGUGGUUCUGAAGGGAGACUUUGUUUACCUUGAGGAGCUGAAAUGCCACCGUCCUCUCACCUCCGCCCUAUUUGAAGACAUUUUCAGAAAGCUGGACAGCGUCCCCAGCAGCGUCUGUUCCAAUGUGAAGCGUCUGCUCAGUCACUGUGACGAUGUGUACACCCGCUACAGACUGGCCUACCAGCAGAAUCUCUAUGAUGUCACCAAAACACUGCUGCAAGAUAACAAGACCUCCAGCUACAUGAAUGACAGACUUGCCAGUAAAGCAUUUAUCUGACUGAGCCGUGUCAUGUUACUGUCAGGACAGUCCAGUCUACAGUCAGUGGUCUGUAAAUACCCAAUAAAAUGAUUUUGGUGGGUGUACAGCAAUUAUUCACGUGUACAAAAUAUAGUUUUAUGAAAAACAUUAAAAUGACUGAACUUUUCUAAGCUAAAUGAUGUAAGAUUAACAUUAAAGAAUGGAUCAUUUUUGUGAGGA